AUGAGUCAAGUCGAUACCCAGGUGAAGGAUGUCACCAUCCUGGGCCCCAUCCCCCAGGAGGCCCGCAAGAUCCUCACCAAGGAUGCCUGUGCCUUCCUCGCCAUCCUGCACCGCACCUUCAACCCUACCCGCAAGGCUCUCCUGCAGCGUCGAAUUGACCGCCAGGCUGAGAUCGACAAGGGUCAUCUGCCCGACUUCCUCCCCGAGACCAAGCACAUCCGUGAGAAUGACGCCUGGAAGGGCGCCCCGCCCGCUCCCGGUCUCGUCGACCGCCGUGUUGAGAUCACCGGUCCUACCGACCGCAAGAUGGUCGUCAACGCCCUGAACUCGGAUGUCUGGACCUACAUGGCUGAUUUCGAGGACUCGAGCGCUCCCACCUGGGAGAACAUGGUCGGCGGUCAGGUCAACCUGUACGAUGCCAUCCGCCGUCAGGUCGACUUCAAGCAGGGUGCCAAGGAGUACAAGCUCCGUACGGACCGCACGCUCCCGACCCUGAUCGCCCGUGCCCGUGGCUGGCACCUCGAUGAGAAGCACUUCACCGUCAACGGCGAGCCCAUCUCCGGCUCGCUCUUCGACUUCGGUCUGUACUUCUACCACAACGCCAAGGAGUUGGUGGCCCGCGGGUUCGGCCCCUACUUCUACCUGCCCAAGAUGGAGUCUCACCUCGAGGCCCGUCUGUGGAACGAUGUCUUCAACCUGGCCCAGGACUACAUCGGCAUGCCCCGCGGCACCAUCCGUGGUACCGUCCUGAUCGAGACCAUCUCCGCCGCCUUCGAGAUGGACGAGAUCAUCUACGAGCUGCGCGACCACAGCUCCGGUCUCAACUGCGGCCGCUGGGACUACAUCUUCUCCUUCAUCAAGAAGUUCCGCAAGCACUCCAACUUUGUGCUGCCGGACCGUUCCGAUGUCACCAUGACCGUGCCGUUCAUGGACGCCUACGUCAAGCUGCUCAUCAAGACCUGCCACCGUCGUGGUGUUCACGCCAUGGGUGGUAUGGCCGCUCAGAUCCCCGUCAAGGACAACGCAGCCGCCAACGACAAGGCCAUGGAGGGCGUGCGCGCCGACAAGCUGCGCGAGGUGCGUGCCGGCCACGACGGCACCUGGGUGGCGCACCCCGCCCUGGCGGCGAUCGCCUCGGACGUGUUCAACAAGUACAUGCCGACUCCCAACCAGCUGUUCGUGCGCCGCGAGGACGUGCACAUCACGGCCAACGACCUGCUCAACACCAACGUGCCCGGCAAGAUCACCGAGGAGGGCAUCCGCAAGAACCUGAACAUCGGCCUGUCGUACAUGGAGGGCUGGCUCCGCGGCGUCGGCUGCGUGCCCAUCAACUACCUGAUGGAGGACGCCGCCACGGCCGAGGUGUCGCGCUCGCAGCUGUGGCAGUGGGUGCACCACGGCGUGACCAGCUCCGAGGGCAAGAAGAUCGACAAGGCCUACGCCCUGCGUCUGCUCAAGGAGCAGGCCGACAGCCUGGCGGCCAAGGGGCCCAAGGGCAACCGGUUCCCGCUGGCGGCGCGCUACUUCGCCGGCCAGGUGACGGGUGAGGACUACGCCGACUUCCUGACGAGCUUGCUGUACAACGAGAUCUCGUCGGCGGGCAGCCAGGUGUCGAAGCUGUAG
This is a messenger RNA of Aspergillus campestris IBT 28561, 1623 nucleotides long. Its product is annotated as malate synthase. The transcript has 3 exons. NCBI's taxonomy places the organism in Eukaryota, Fungi, Ascomycota, Eurotiomycetes, Eurotiales, Aspergillaceae. The record is from RefSeq and is a predicted model, not a curated record. Gene Ontology annotation, cellular component: peroxisomal matrix; cytoplasm. Bases 1 to 1623 code for a protein of 540 amino acids. Gene Ontology annotation, molecular function: malate synthase activity. Gene Ontology annotation, biological process: glyoxylate cycle.